Messenger RNA from Actinia tenebrosa (Australian red waratah sea anemone), 4813 nucleotides. RefSeq lists its product as uncharacterized. NCBI's taxonomy places the organism in Eukaryota, Metazoa, Cnidaria, Anthozoa, Actiniaria, Actiniidae. The record is from RefSeq and is a predicted model, not a curated record.
AGGAAAGUCAAUCAUCUCAAGACACCAAUGUCAAACAGUCUGAGGAAAGUCAAUCAUCUCAAGACACCAAUGUCAAACAGUCUGAGGAAAGUCAAUCAUCUCAAGACACCAAUGUCAAACAGUCUGAGGAAAGUCAAUCAUCUCAAGACACCAAUGUCAAACAGUCUGAGGAAAGUCAAUCAUCUCAAGACACCAAUUUCAAACAGUCCGAGAAAGUGCAAUCGUCCCAGGACAAACAGUCUGAAGGAAUUCAGUCGGCUCAAAGUGCUAAAAGUGGACAAGGAAUGAGAGACCAGUCUUCCAAGAAAAGUAAACAAAAAGUGAUCUACGAUUCCAUAGACGGAAACUUUGAUAUGGUGAUGAAAGCGGACGAAAAGGACCAAAAUGAGAAUGAGAAAACAGAAAUCGACAUUACGAAAGUGGCUACUGAGAUCUUGAAACAUAACGACACUGAUGCUAUUCUGAAAGCGUUAAGUGACAAUGACACGGACAAAUUAGAUACCUAUACUGACGGUGAUGCAAGCAAUGCAAAGAAUCUGGAAACUCAGAAGAAACCUCAUUAUUAUUUUUUAACAAGCAAUCAUAGCAAAGUGAGUAAUAAUUCUGCUUUAGAAAAGGGCCAAGACAAUCAUCAUGCAACGGAAAAGAAUGAAAAACAUCAAGAACAUGGUAUCCAUGGCAACCAAACUGCUGGUAACCACAGCAAGGCAGAUGCAUCUAGUUUGUAUGAACAUGCCAAGCAAGCUUUAUCGAAUGAUACUGGAAAAAAUAGGAACGAUAGUAGUAAUAUCAAGGUAAACACCCAUGAAGAUAAAGAGGCUGAUAAAGGUGCGAGUUCUGGUGCCAACGACAAGAAAAACAAAGAUGGAGAACCGUUGGACCAUUCGAAGGAAGAAUCUAAGCAGGACACAACCAUGGAUCAAGAUGAAGUAGACUCUACAAUCAAGAAACAAGGCGAAAAUCUGGAAAUCAAUAACUUUUCUUCCGACCAAGAAAGCUUGAAUUAUAAUAGGCAAAAAAACAAAGCAGUUACAUCCAUUGACUGGGGAAAUCUUCAUGCUCUUAAUGCUCUGGUAGAGAUUUUAGCUGAGCAUGAAACAAAUGGAACACAAAACAAUACUAACACAAACCAACCGCAAAAUGAUACGACACCAACGAAAGGCAAUGCUGCAGUGAUUGAAAAGAAAGCAAAGAAUGGUGAGGUCAAUACCAUAACACAGGGAGCCCAGCCUAAUAAAACAAAAGAGACCUCUCAUCCUACUCAUGACAAUGAGAAUGCUCCUUUUGCUAGGAAAGAUGGAACAACAAUGAAUAUGAACGGCGAUGAUUAUACGAAACAUGACGGUGGCAAGCGUCAAAAUGUUACAGGAGAAGGAAACGCACGAAGUAAAGCAAAUCUGACGAUGCCUGAGAAUCCAAAUGGUGGACAGACAGCUCCUAAAAUGAUUGACACUUCCAAGAACAGGAAAGACACUUCUGCUGAUACAACACAGGGUAAGAUGAAAAAGAAGAAAAAUGCAACAACAGAGCAAGAGUUUCUGUUUAAUCUUUUGAAAGAUGUAGUUUUGAGCUUGCACGAUACUAAUGACUCUACCAUUACGACAAAACUCGGCGAUGAAUUAGACAAAGUUAUAAACACGACAACAAAAAUGAAUUCUGAGAACAAUGACAAAAAGUUUACAUCUUGGACCGCGUGGACGACGUGUAGUAAGAGCUGCGGUGAAGGAACAAAAACGCGCAUGCGUAAGUGCCGUUUGGAUAAAAAAGACUGCAAAGGUCCGCUGCAUCAAGCUGAAAGCUGUCACGGGUAUAAUUGUACCGUCGAUGGUGGGUUUACUGAAUGGUCCGUGUGGUCGUCGGCGUGCUCUGCCAAGUGUGGUGAAGGAGUCUUCAAAAUCCGUAGCCGUACUUGUACGAAUCCAGCAGCACAAUUCGGAGGCAAACCUUGUGAAGGAGCUUUAACAGAACAACAAGACUGCAAACUGAAACCUUGUGUGGGCUUUGAAAUAGCUGGAAAAAUUGGCAGUCAAACCAUUGUACCAAAGAUAGAGACGCAACAAGCUGUAAAAGAAAAGGGUCUUUGGAGUCCCUGGUCAGCGUGGUCAACGUGUACAGCUACCUGCGGAGGAGAAGGGUAUUCUUCACGUGAAAGAUCAUGUCUUCCUGGAAAACAAUGUGCAGGACCAAGAUACGAUACCAAACAAUGUGGAACAGAGCCGUGUCCAGUGGAGGGUGGUUAUACACCAUGGACAGCUUGGUCACCGUGUACUCCAUCCUGUGGACUGCGUGCCUAUAGAAUGCGAACCCGAAACUGCACGAACCCACCACCUUCACACGGUGGAAGAAAGUGUUAUGACUCGGCCCUAGAGACUGAGCCAUGCAUGAUCGUCCACUGUCCAAUUGAUGGUGGUUACUCUUCCUGGUCUUCCUGGUCACCCUGUACCAAAACAUGCGGUUCGUCAUCGCUAUCGCAAAGAGAGCGGGCAUGUACUAGUCCUGAACCAAGGUAUGGCGGCAGACCAUGCCAGGGCGAUAGCGUCCAGACACGGGAAUGUGGAAAACAGCCUUGUCCAGUAAACGGAGACUUCAGCGACUGGUCGUCAUGGACACCAUGUGCAAACGUAAGCUGUGGAAGUAAUCUUUUCUCCAUGCGAAACAGAACCUGUGACAAUCCUCGUCCAAAGUUCGGAGGGGAAAACUGCACCGGACACUUAGUCGAGAAGAAGUCUUGCAGGUUGAAACAUUGUCCAAUUAACGGGGGAUUUUCUAGCUGGUCACAGUGGAGCGAAUGCCCGAAGAACUGCAAAGUUUCUGGUGUGGCGCACCGAAGGCGCAGAUGUGAUAAUCCCAAACCCCGAAAUGGUGGACAGGAUUGUGUUGGACCAAAGCUUGAAACCAAAGCCUGUUCAAAUACUUGUCCGGUGGAUGGUGGUUUUACUGAAUGGACAUCUUGGUCAAAGUGCAGCCAGGAAUGCGGUCGAACAUCGAUUAAGUCACGUGAGAGAUACUGUACCAACCCAUCUCCUGCUAAUGGCGGGAAAAGAUGCAAGGGAAGCAAAUUCCAGGUUAAAAUUUGCAGGAAAGACGGCUGUCCAGUUAAUGGGAAUUAUACCGCGUGGAGUGAUUGGACCGUAUGUCCAAAGUGUGGUUUUGGUGUUCAAACCAGACAGCGAACCUGUACCAAUCCUUCUCCGAUAAACGGAGGAAAAGACUGCGAGGGGCCUGCAAAGGAGACACUGGCGUGCCCAUUCAAACGGUGUAGAAAUAACGGUUUUGGCCAAUGGUCGUCGUACGGUCACUGCUCAAAGUCUUGUGGUGGUGGAGCAAAAAUGAGACGAAGAACCUGUGAAGAUGAAUCCAAGGGAUGUGAUGGGAAGUUCGUUCAGUUGAAACCUUGUAAUCAGCAUAGCUGUGUCCUGGGCAAUGAUCAUCUCAUUGAUGUCAAUCCUGUAAGCCUGUGUGGGUUUAACCCUUGCAAAAUAUCUCGUUGCCUUGGUUACCCACAAGCAAAGUGUCUGACGUCAUCGGGUUGUUGGCCAGUGUUUUUUGAUAAGCGAGGGAAUAUCCUGGAAUCUUGUAAAGGUGAUAAAACAGUUUUCACUUCGUCCCCGGAGAUGAUCUGUCACAGCGAUCCUUGUAAAGUGUCAGAGUGCUAUACAGAUGAGGUGGCAAGCUGUCAUGUUUCUAUACGAUGUAAACCCGUCUUCUUAGACUCUGGUGGUAACAAGCUUGAUUGCAGAGGUUUACUGAAGGUGCCGCCCAUUACUUUAUGCGGAGCGGACCCGUGUGAAGGCAGCUCAUGUGACCUUGACAAGAAUGCUCGAUGUGUGGCGGAUUACAACUGUAAUCUCGUGUUUAUUUCCACAGAAAACGAAAUCCUAAGCAAAUGCAAAGUAAGCAAAUACCGAGACAACGACUACAUCAUUAACAGCAAAGCAGGAAAAAGAAGAUAAUUGACAUAAACCAAGAUAUGGAGAAUAUGAAGUCGCAAAUGCAAGCCUUCCUGAGGAAUAGCCGCGGGAAUAACGAGAAGGUUGAAACGAUAGCAGAAUACCACAGCCAGUACAACCCCGGUCUUACCGCUGACCAGCAGGACGACUUGGAAUAUAAACUUCAACAUCUUAAAAAGAGAAAUCGAUUUUAUAAACCAAAACAAUCAUGUUUAUAAUUCUGAAGACAACAAACAAUUUCUAGACAAUUAAUGUACAGUGUAGUUAAGAUAUUCGAGAAAAAUACGGAUAAACGUCCGGUUUAUAAUGUACUUGCGUGCGCUUGACUGUUGUUUCAGCAUGAAUAAUCCUGCAUGUUUUGAUGACACUUUGCAUCCCUGUUUUACAGCUUUAAUCACUACCAGUGCCAAACAUGGGCUUUCUGUGGUUAUGUUGAUUUUCAAAACAGACAAAUUGUAUGAGUUCCUUUACAAACUAAAUAGCGUACAUUUAGAUAAUUUUGCAUAGGACACAGGGAGCCCACUGUUCAGAAAACAUGAUCGAAAAAGGGGUCUCAAAGUUUUCUGUCGAUAAUAAAUUUUAACAAUUUGGUAAACAUGACUUAAUUACAGCAGUAAUUGAAUUUAUAGAGAGCAUACCUAUAAACUGAUCAGUGCUACUGACUAUAACGUGAUCUGCGUAUGUAAAUGAGAGAUAGAUUAAGAUAACAUAGAUACAUACGUAUAUUGAGACUUUACAUCACAGCCGAAAUGUUGAAUCGCAUAAACUAAAAAUAUACACUAAAUGAUCAUCGAAACCUUUAUAUAGGAAGAAGAAGAAAAUAUAAAUAUGCAAUAAGGUUAUGUGAGUUCUAUGAUAAAUAA